Messenger RNA from Dacryopinax primogenitus, 543 nucleotides. RefSeq lists its product as uncharacterized. Lineage: Eukaryota; Fungi; Basidiomycota; Dacrymycetes; Dacrymycetales; Dacrymycetaceae. Gene Ontology annotation, molecular function: protein-N-terminal-alanine acetyltransferase activity; protein N-terminal-serine acetyltransferase activity. The transcript is spliced from 2 exons. The record is from RefSeq and is a predicted model, not a curated record. Bases 1 to 543 code for a protein of 180 amino acids.
AUGAACGUCAAGCUAGUGAAUCACUACACCGCGCCGGCAAAUGAGAUCAAGACUGCCAAUGAGCUGCUGAACCCUCCCGAAGGGGUAUACGACGUCAACUUUGUGUUCCCUCUCCGGGAGCUGGAGAGCGACAAAGUCCGACUUGUGCCUUUCUUACCAUCGGUGCACAUGCCCCUCCUUCACGUGCGGGCCCAGCCCCACUCAGAGCUGAACAGAUACACUUCCUUCGGCCCCUUCCCCACUCUCUCCUCCGCUUUGGAAUGGCACGAUCAACACAUCCGCGCCGAGCCUUCUGCUACGUUGUUCGCAGUGCUCGACCUGACCCAGGCUGACCCCGUACUCCCGGAGAUGGGGGGCCGGCUAGCGGGUAUGACCGGUUUGAUUGGAGCGAGUACGGGGCAGAGUCAGGCUGAGGUCGCGUUUGUGACGUAUCUCCCGGAGUUCCAGAGGACGCAUGUGGGGACUCAUGCGUCUGGCCUGCUGCUCCGUUGGCUCUUGGAUUCUCCGGCGCAAGGAGGACUGGGGCUGAAGCGUGUACAAUAA